AUGUCAGUGGUUGCCAGGCGUCUUACAACAUUCAUGACCAGUAAUGGGUACAUUGACACAUCAGCACAGAAGGGAGGUGUUCCAGGAUUCUCUGGCUGCAUUGAACACACAUGCGCUAUUAGCCAGUUAAUCAGGGAAGCUAAGAUCAACAAGACAGAUCUCACAGUUGUAUGGCUGGAUCUAGCAAAUACGUAUGGCACGGUACCCCACCAGGUAAUAGAGUUUGCUCUGAAACACCACCAUGUACCAGAACAUAUUCAGAGCAUUGUCAGAAGCUACUACAGAAACAUCAACAUGCGCUUCACAACAAAGAACUUUACAACAUCCUGGAUACAGCUUCAGAAGGGGAUUGUAACCGGCUGCACAGUGUCAGUAGUACUGUUCAUCGCCGCUAUGAAUCUCAUCAUCAAAGCCGGAGACAGGGAGUCAAGGGGACCGAAGACCCAGACAGAUAUCAGACUUCCACCACAGAGGGGAUUUAUGGAUGAUCUGACUAUCACAACAGAGUCCCACAUACAAGCUCGAUGGAUCCUAUCAGCCCUUGAAGAUGUUGUGUCAUGGGCUAGAAUGGCCUUCAAACCAAGGAAGUCAAGAUUUCUUAUCUUGAGAAGAGGCAAAGUCUGGCAGAAGACAACACUCAGGGUACAGGGCGAGGAUAUCCCAUCACUUAUUGACAACCCCGUCAAGUGCUUGGGUAAAUGGUUUGACACCACACUGGGUGAUAGCAGAAAUAACACAGAGCGCAUCAGGCAGCAACUGAGGAAUGGGCUUGCAAAGAUUGAGGGAACAGGCCUACCAGGGAAGUUCAAGGCAUGGCUUUUUCAGCAUGGCCUCCUGCCCCGUCUUCUGUGGCCACUAAUGUUGUAUGAGAUCCCAACAUUGACGGUUGAUAGCUUGGAAAGCAUGAUAAACAAGAGCCUGAGACGAUGGUUCGGACUUCCAUCAUGUAUGACAAGUAUUGGACUCUACAACAGAACCGGAAUGUUGCAGCUCCCUCUUUCAUCAAUUGUAGAGGAGUACAAAGUUAGUAAGGCAAGGCUCGUGUUGACCCUACGAGACUCUAGUGACGUGAGCAUUAGAAAUGCAGCGAUAGAGGUCAGAACUGGAAGAAGAUGGUCAGCAUCGAAUGCAGUUGAGCAGGCAGAGAGUCGACUGAGACAUCAAGACAUAGUGGGAACAAGUUGUCAAGGUAGACAGGGACUCGGCUUGAACACAAGACAACCGUGGAGUUCAGCCACAACAGUCCAAAGAAGAGAACUUGUUCAGAGCGAAAUCCGAAAGGAAGAAGAAGAGAUAAGAAAGUUCCUGAUCCGGGCAGUUUAUGAUGUCUUGCCAACACCGGCGAAUCUCCAGAGAUGGGGGCUGAUAGAGACAGCAGAAUGCACCCUAUGUGGAGGAAGAGCUACCCUGGACCACAUCCUGUCCUCGUGUAAGGAAGCACUUGCCCAGGGGAGAUAUCGCUGGAGACAUGGCCAGGUACUCCGAGAGGUAGCGGAUACACUUGAGAGACACAAGAAGAAGGCACGAGUACAUGCAGGGGCAAAGCACAUCAACUUUGUACCAGCAGGGACAGUAAUGAAGGGUACAAAGGGAGGACAUCCGAGUAUCCUAGACGGCACAAACGACUGGGAACUACGGGCAGAUCUUGGGAAACAGCUGCAGUUUCCAGACAUUGUCCACACUACCCUACGUCCAGACAUUGUGAUGGUCUCCGAAAAGACAAAGAAGAUCAUCCUGGUAGAGCUGACUGUACCGUGGGCAGAAAGAUGUACUCAGGCACAUGAGAGAAAGAAGGCCAAGUACGAAGAUCUCGUCCAGGAAUGGUUUCCUGCACCAUCGCUGGGAAAGAUGUUCCAGGAUAUGGGAAUAGUGGGACAGGCGAGAAAGCUGGCCAUUAAGAAGGUAUCACAGGCAGCAGAAAGAAGCUCCAGCUGGCUGUGGCUAAGGAGGAACGCCAGUAGCUGGAAGCCAUCCACUAAUGGGUAG
Messenger RNA from Dreissena polymorpha, 1986 nucleotides. RefSeq lists its product as uncharacterized. NCBI's taxonomy places the organism in Eukaryota, Metazoa, Mollusca, Bivalvia, Myida, Dreissenidae. The record is from RefSeq and is a predicted model, not a curated record. The coding region runs from base 1 to 1986 and encodes 661 amino acids. The transcript has 3 exons.